Populus euphratica (Euphrates poplar) is the source of this 3055-nucleotide messenger RNA. Its product is annotated as receptor-like protein 12. The transcript is spliced from 3 exons. The record is from RefSeq and is a predicted model, not a curated record. Lineage: Eukaryota; Viridiplantae; Streptophyta; Magnoliopsida; Malpighiales; Salicaceae. The coding region runs from base 65 to 2836 and encodes 923 amino acids. Gene Ontology annotation, molecular function: protein binding.
UUUCUUCACUUCUCAUCUUAAAUUCCCAGUUAAUUAUACUUUGAAUCCUGUAAGCCCAGCCACCAUGGGGUUUUCACCACCGUGCCUCUCUCAAUCUCUCUCUUUCAUUCUGUUUCUCUUCCAUUUCCACUCAACAAUUUCAUCUCCACUCUCCUCAAAUUACCAAUCUCUUUCUCUCCUUCAAUUCAAACAAUCCUUCGCCAUUAAUAGUUCUGCUUCAUUGGAGUACUAUUGUCAAUAUCCUUUUCCAAAAACAGAGUCAUGGAAAGAGGGCACAGACUGCUGCUUGUGGGAUGGAGUCACUUGUGACCUGAAAACUGGGCAUGUCACUGGACUGGACCUCUCCUGCAGCAUGCUUUACGGCACCCUCCAUCCCAAUAAUUCUCUCUUCUCUCUCCAUCAUCUUCAACUGCUCGACCUCUCUUUCAAUUAUUUCAACUUCUCCCAUAUUUCUUCUCGAUUUGGCCAGUUCUCCAGUCUAACACAUCUUAACCUAAGUGGUUCACAUCUUGCGGGCCAAGUUCCAUUAGAAGUCUCUCACCUCUCUAAAUUGGUUUCACUUGAUCUCUCUAGCAACUACGGUCUAAGUCUAGAGCCAAUUUGUUUUGACAAGCUUGUUCGAAACCUAACCAAGCUUAGAGAACUCUAUCUGAGUUCGGUAAACAUGUCACUAGUUGUUCCUGAUUCCUUGAUGAAUCUGUCUUCUUCUCUGUCAUCACUCAAACUCAAGUACUGUAGAUUGCAAGGAAAAUUCCCAUCCUCAAUGGGAAGAUUUAAGCAACUCCGGUACUUGGAUCUUGGAUGGAACGGUCUUGCUGGUACAAUUCCAUAUGAUUUUGAUCAACUCACUGAGUUGGUUUCACUUGAUCUCUCUAGAAACUACGACGCAAGUCUCCAACCAUUUUUUUUUGACAAGCUUCUUCAAAACCUAACCAAGCUUAGAGAUCUCGCUUUAGAUUUUGUAGAUAUGUCUUUGGUUGCACCUAAUUCCUUGACGAAUCUGUCCUCUUCUUUGUCAUCUCUCUCCCUCGCUAACUGUGGAUUGCAGGGGAAAUUCCCGGGUAAGAUCUUUCUCCUGCCAAAUCUUAAAUCACUCUAUUUGUCAUCCAACAAAGAUCUCGCUGGCUCUUUUCCUUCGUCUAAUUUGAGUAAUGUCCUCUCUUUGUUGAGUCUUUCUGAUACAAAAAUUUUAGUUUAUUUAGAAAACAACUUCAUCAAUAAUCUAAAGUCAUUAAAAUAUAUAUCUCUUCGUAAUUGUAAUAUUAGAAUAUCAGAUCUAGCCCUACUUGGUAAUCUCACACAACUCAUUUAUUUAGAUCUCUCAAAUAAUAAUUUUACAGGUGAAAUCCCAUCAUCAAUCGGAAAUAAAACCCUUUCAAAUCUACAAUAUCUAUAUUUAUUUGAUAACUUAUUCAAUGGAACAAUACCAUCCUUUUUGUUUGCUCUUCCGUCUUUACAAUAUCUAGACCUUCAUAACAAUAAUCUCAUAGGCAAUAUAAGUGAAUUCCAACAAGAUUCAUUGGUAUACAUUGAUUUGAGCAAUAACGACUUGCAUGGUACAAUCCCAAGUUCAAUUUUCAAACAAGAGAACUUGGAAGCCCUCAUUCUUGUGUCCAAUAGUAAAUUGACAGGUGAGAUUUCUUCUUCUAUUUGCAAGCUGAGAUUCCUUGAGGUCCUGGACUUGUCCGACAACAGCUUGAAUGGUUCUGUACCAUUAUGUCUGGGGAACUUCAGCAGCAAGCUCUCAGUAUUGCAUCUAGGCAUGAACAAUCUUCAAGGCACUAUCCCUUCAACAUUUUCAAAGGGUAAUAGCUUGGAAUAUCUCGACCUCAAUGGAAAUGAAUUAGAAGGGGAAAUAUCACCGUCUAUCAUCAACUGCACAAUGUUGAAAGUUCUUGAUCUUGGCAACAAUAAAAUUGAGGAUACCUUUCCUUAUUUUCUAGAAACGCUUCCAGAGCUGCAAAUUCUAAUUCUCAAAUCCAAUAAACUCCAAGGUUUUGUGAAGGGUCCGACUGCAUAUAAUUCCUUCUUUAAAUUAUGGAUUUUUGACAUCUCUGACAAUAAUUUUAGUGGGCCAUUGCCAACAGGGUAUUUUAAUACUCUUGAAGCAAUGAUGACCUCAGAUCAAAGCAUGAUUUACCUUAACACGACAAAUCACAUUGUUUGUGUCCAUUCAAUAGAAAUGACAUGGAAAGGUGUAGAAAUUGAGUUUCAGAAGAUACAAAGUACCAUCAGAGUACUAGAUUGGUCAAAUAACAGUUUUACUGGAAGAAUUCCAAAGGUGAUCGGAAAGCUUAAAGCACUCCAACAACUCAACCUCUCUCAUAAUUUCCUUACAGGUCAUAUCCAAUCAUCAUUGGGAAAUUUGACCAAUUUGGAAUCAUUAGACCUAUCUUCAAAUUUGCUUACCGGAAGGAUUCCAAUGCAGAUGGCACAUCUAACAUUUCUUGCAAUCCUGAACCUUUCACAUAACCAGCUGGAGGGGCCCAUACCAAGUGGAGAGCAAUUCAACACCUUUAAUGCAAGCUCAUUUGAAGGAAACUUGGGUUUAUGUGGAUUUCAAGUUCUAAAAGAAUGCUACGGUGAUGAGGCACCAUCAUUGCCGCCAUCAAGCUUUGAUGAAGGAGAUGAUUCAACAUUGUUUGGAGAUGGAUUUGGAUGGAAAGCUGUGACAAUGGGGUAUGGAUGUGGGUUUGUGUUUGGAGUUGCAACGGGAUACAUCGUGUUUAGAACGAAAAAACCUUCGUGGUUCUUUAGGAUGGUUGAAGAUAUAUGGAAUCUCAAGAGCAAGAAAACAAAGAAGCAUGUUGGCAGAUGUGGUGCUGGAAGAAACUAGAUAAUGCAAUUGAUAUUUUCAAUACAAACAAGAUAUCAUGUUGAUUUCACACGUAAACAACAUCAAGGUUAAUUGGGUGGCAGAUUCAUAGUAUUGGAUUCCCUUUACUUUUUCUUUUUUUUCCAUCAAGGUUAAUUGGGUGUUACUUCUAUGAAAAAGAUUCCAUGUAUGCAAGCAAUAAUUUGUGUAAACUAUAAAAAACAUUUAUGUUUUAGGUCC